Trichomycterus rosablanca is the source of this 1847-nucleotide messenger RNA. RefSeq names its product solute carrier family 49 member 4 (gene slc49a4). The coding region runs from base 63 to 1463 and encodes 466 amino acids. Gene Ontology annotation, cellular component: intracellular membrane-bounded organelle; membrane. The transcript is spliced from 9 exons. Gene Ontology annotation, biological process: transmembrane transport. NCBI's taxonomy places the organism in Eukaryota, Metazoa, Chordata, Actinopteri, Siluriformes, Trichomycteridae. Gene Ontology annotation, molecular function: transmembrane transporter activity. The record is from RefSeq and is a predicted model, not a curated record.
UGUCGUUUUAUGGAAUAGACUUGAUCAAAAUAUACAAGAGAACCGCGACCGCGUGUUGUUUAAUGGGAGCCGCGGAGAGCACCGACGGAGAGAGGGCAGCUCUGCUCGGCCCGGACAGAUCUCAGCCCGCGACAAUCCAGCAGCCUGGGCUCACCGGCAGGGUGUACGCGAGAAGAUGGCUGGUUCUCACCCUGUUCUCCGUGCUCGCAUUUUUACAAAACGUGGUGUGGAACACGUGGGGCCCGAUUCAGAACUCUGCCAAACAUGCAUUCGGGUUCUCAUCUACAGACAUUGCUAUUUUAGUUAUUUGGGGACCAGUAGGUUACAUCCCAUGGCUUCUGUUUGUGUGGCUAAUGGAUAAGAAAGGGUUACGUUCGUCUCUGCUGCUUACACUCUUCUUCAUGGUUCUGGGAUCUGUACUUCGCAGUAUCCCUCUCAAUGACCUGCAUCUCAAACGCUUGUUUGUUCAUGGAGGGCAACUUCUCAAUGGUUUAGCUGGUCCUACCGCUAUGAGUGCUGGUCCUCUCCUCUCCACAACUUGGUUUCCACCAGAUCAAAGAGCUACAGCCACAGCGAUUGCAUCACUAGCUGGCUAUCUGGGGGCAGCCUGCUCUUUUCUGAUUGGCCCUCUGGCUGUCCCAGCACCCAACGACACACAAACAGAGGACACUUACACCCACUGGGAUCCUAAACACAUCAGGGAGAGGAUACAACUUGUUCUUUAUGCAGAGUCCGGGAUGAUCGUACUCCUCUUCGCAGUCGUGUUGUUUUACUUUCCCUCAAGGCCGCCCAUGCCGCCCAGUGUAGCAGCAGCUAGCCAGCGCCUUAGCUACAGGAGCAGCAUUUGCAGAUUAAUGAGCAACAUGCGGUUCCUGAUGAUUGCGCUGGCAUAUUCAGUGCCUACAGGAGUAUUGGCUGGAUGGUUUGGUGUGUUGGACAUGAUUCUGACUCCAGUAAAAGUGGGCCAGGUAGAUGCUGGGUGGAUAGGCUUUUGGUCUGUUGUUGGAGGCUGUGUGUUUGGAGUAGCUAUGGCCAGGUUUGCUGACUCUGUCCGUGGGAUGCUCAAGCUCAUUGCAGUGCUAAUGAUGGCUGGAGCCUCUCUGGCUGCCACUUGGUUCACCCUCAUGUGUCUGACCAGACUUACUCACUUGCUCUCCACCAAAGCCACACUCUUUACCUCGUGCAUCCUGGUGGGAAUCUUCAUCAACAGCAGCAUUCCAAUCUUCUUUGAGCUUUUCAUUGAGACUGUUUACCCUGUGCCGGAGGGAAUCACCUGUGGUGUGGUCACCUUCCUCAGCAAUCUGUUCACAGGCCUGCUGCUCACUUUUCUCACCUUCUAUUCCACAGAGCUUUCCUGGUUAAACUGGUGUCUAACAGGCUCAUGUCUCUUCAGUCUGCUGCUCAUUCUUGUCUUCAGGGAAUCGUAUGACCGCCUCUAUCUGGACGUAUUUGUGUCAGUCUGAGUGGGCACACCGAUCCCUGUUAUACCAGGAAAAAGACUGAACUCCGCUGGCAAUGACUUGCACAAAAUGGAAAAGAAACUGAAAGACAAAGUGUGUAUUUUUCCCUGUUUUCUAGUUGUAGUAGAUGACAGAGGGACUUAGCUCUGCGACUGGUUUCUAAUCAGUGAAUAACACCAAGACUGUGUAAUAAUUUUUUGUUUUAUUAUUUGUCAUGUUCAUGUAAUGUCCCUUAUUGAUAUUUAUUAAUGUAUUUAAGGGAAACAUUGUGUUUAUUGGCAGGCACAACAUGAUGAACUCAUUUUUAUAGCAACUGAUAAUGAUAUAAAGUGGCACCCCCUGCAGAUCCCGAUGCAUUGGGACCUUUUACACUUCCCAUUUAUUAAA